UCCAGGUCCGCCAACUAAAGUUGACUAAAACCGGGGAUGCAGAGUCGUUCACCGUCGGGGCAGCAGCAGCCAUAGCUGCAGAAAAGAGACGGUCCCCGCCCAAAGAUAUGGGGGAAACGAUUGUGGACUGCAAAAGGUCGAGCGAGAGUGGAGCAUCAUACUAUCCGUCCAGCAUGGCCCGCACGAGUUGGCAUUUCUCUACGCAAAGAGACAUUCUGGUUGGAGCGCAAUUCCUUGCAAGCCAAGAUUGUGUUGCAUUAGUGAUCAUCUCCUCUUCCUUCGUCCAGGCCGCAAAGGACCCCCCAGCAAGCCAUAUUCGCCUUUCUUUUCCCCUCUCAUUGUUGGAUCCCGUUUCUACCUAGUAAGGUCCUCAUUCAGGACCUUACCUAACGGGCACGGCUAGCCAGCCAGCCGGCAAGCCAACCCGCGGACUAAACACGGAUACUUCGGAUAGAACGAAACUCUCCCUAGCAGCUGCGGACGAACAUGCAAUAGUACGACAGCCACCCGAUCCAGGAGCGAAUUGAAG
Aspergillus neoniger CBS 115656 is the source of this 529-nucleotide messenger RNA. RefSeq lists its product as uncharacterized. Bases 174 to 362 code for a protein of 62 amino acids. The record is from RefSeq and is a predicted model, not a curated record. The transcript has a single exon. NCBI's taxonomy places the organism in Eukaryota, Fungi, Ascomycota, Eurotiomycetes, Eurotiales, Aspergillaceae.